Capronia epimyces CBS 606.96 is the source of this 3273-nucleotide messenger RNA. RefSeq lists its product as uncharacterized. The transcript is spliced from 2 exons. The coding region runs from base 1 to 3273 and encodes 1090 amino acids. The record is from RefSeq and is a predicted model, not a curated record. Lineage: Eukaryota; Fungi; Ascomycota; Eurotiomycetes; Chaetothyriales; Herpotrichiellaceae.
AUGGCGCUUCAUCAGGACUCAACAGCGGCCAUCGCGAACAAUCCGUUGCUGUUCCCGCAGUCAACGCGGCCCUUUAACAAGAAGUUAUUCCAACAGCCAACGGCCGAAUAUCGAGGCAAUCCUCUAUGGUCAUGGAACACCAGGUUGGAGCAAUCGAAGCUCCUACAAGGCAUCGACGCUUUACAGGAGAUGGGCUUCGGGGGGUUUCACAUACAUUGUCGCGUCGGCCUUGAUACUGAGUACUUGGGCCCGGAGUUCCUCGAAUAUGUGAAAGGCUGUGCCGAUUAUGCUGCAAAGAAAGAUUUGCUGUGCUGUUUGUACGACGAGGACCGCUGGCCCAGUGGUUAUGCGGGAGGGCUCACCCUUGAGGGCCACCCCGAACAUCGAGCGAAGCAUCUUCUCUUCACGCCUCGGAAGUACGGCGAGGGUACCCGGACUGAUGUAAUGCAGGGAGCACAUGCUGGUGGUGUUCGAAGUGAGCUCGGGGAGCUUGUCGCGCGGUAUGAGAUCACCCUGAAUAAAAAGACCAAAACUCUGGCCUCAUUCAAGCGACUGGCCGACACGGAGGAGCCAUCUCUCGGAUCGACGUUAUGGUACGCCUAUCUCGAGCCUAACCCACCGUCGGAGUGGUAUAAUGGUGACACAUAUCUGGACACUUUGAGCGAGGCUGCAGUGGCUCGAUUCAUCGAGACGACGCACGAGAAGUAUGCAGAUAUAGUGGGCCAUCUGUUUUCCACCGUCGUGCCGAGCAUCUUUACCGAUGAGCCUCAGUUCGCCCACAAGACUCAGUUACUACAGGUUGAUGAUCUGACAGACGUCUUCUUGCCGUGGACCGAUGAUUUCAGUCUCAGCUUCGAGCACCGCUAUGGCUAUGAUAUAUUGGCCCACCUUCCUCUCCUCGUCUGGGAUGCACCCGAUCUGGAGCGGGCAGAAGUCGCUCGCUAUCAUUUCCACGACCACGUAUGUGAGCGCUUCGUCGACGCAUUCAUGGAUCAAAUCGCGACGUGGUGUCGCAACCACGGAAUCUUGUUGAUUGGACAUAUGAUGAAGGAGCCCACACUUCUAUCCCAAACCCAAGCCCUGGGCGAGGCCAUGCGGUGUUAUCGCAAUCUGGAUGUUCCCGGUGUCGACAUUCUGACUGACCUCCUCGAAUACAACACGGUCAAACAAUGCACCAGUGUGGCCCAUCAGAAUGGCGCCAGGGGGUCAAUGAGUGAGAUCUACGGCGUCACUGGAUGGUCCUUCGAUUUUCGAGGCCACAAAGCGAGCGGUGAUUGGCAGGCAGCCCUGGGGAUCACAUUCCGAGUGCACCAUCUUGCCUGGGUCAGUAUGGAAGGCGAGGCCAAGCGAGACUUCCCGGCGGCCAUCAGCUACCAGAGUAACUGGUACCGGGAGUACCACCAUGUGGAAGAUCAUUUCUCCCGGCUCAACGUGGCCCUCACCAGAGGUCGACCCCAGAUCCGCGUUGCGGUGAUCCAUCCUAUUGAAAGCUACUGGCUCUGCUUCGGACCAUUGGAGACCAAUCGCUCGGAACUGUUGUUUCGCGACAGUGCCUUCGCAGACUUGACCAACUGGUUAUUAUUUGGGUUGAUUGAUUUUGACUUUGUCUCCGAAAGUCUCCUGCCCAGUCAAUGCCCGUCUGAUGAUGUCAAUAACUCUGGUCGAACCCUCGGAGUUGGCGCCAUGGAAUACGAGGCAGUCAUUCUUCCCAACCUUCGAACCAUUAGGUCGUCGACGUUGGAGCGGGUGAGAGCGUUUGCCAAUUCUGGAGGCAAAGUCAUCAUCGCAGGAGAAGCACCAACCCUUGUCGACGCCAAAACGCCCGACACCCCCCUGACUCUGGAAAAUAUGACCCACGUUCCCUUCACGAACUUCCACAUCCUUCGUGCUCUCGAGGACUUCCGCGACAUUCGGAUUGUCACUACUGAUGAAGGUCAGAAUGCCUCCACCUUCAUGUACAAUAUGAGGGAUGACGGCGACUCACUUUACCUUUUCAUCUGCAACACUGACCGCCGGCGAUACUACCCAACCCGUGUCGCAAUCAAGGGGGAAUUUGGUGUCGACGUCCUGGAUACCCUCACAGGUGACGAGUGGAGGCUGGAAACCGAAUUGGUCGACGGCUGGACAGAGUUCAACUGGCACUUUGAAGCCAUUGAGAGUCUGCUGCUCCGGCUCCAGCCCGUCACUGCCAACCUUGCCGUAUCGAAGAUAUCGGGUGCCCAAAGGCAAUUUCCGCUCCGGUCUUCGCUGAAGACCGUGGCGAGCGAGGUGCAUCUGGACUCGGUCGAAUUAGACGAAAAGAAUGUUCUUCUCCUUGACCGCGCAUCUUGGAGACUCGAAGGGGAAGAUUCAUGGCACGAGGAGACGGAAAUCCUACAUGCCGAGAACGACGUGCGGCGGCAUCUGGGGAUCCCCCAGAAACUCGAAGCCUUUCGCCAGCCAUGGCGGUAUUCCGCCGCUGAUAGGGCACCGGUUGCAACCGUUCACUUGAAGUUUGACUUCGCCUCCACCGUCGCUGUCGAUGGCGAGAUUCUGCUGGCUCUGGAGCAGCCUGAAGCAGUCCGGGUCCUGUUCGACGGAGUAGAACUUGGCGGGAAGACCACCGACCACGUCACGGGGUGGUGGGUGGACAGGGACAUCCAUACGGUCCGACUUCCUGGCUCGAUCACGGCCGGCAAACAUUCGAUCGAGCUCAUCCUCCCUUUCAGCAGGCUGUCCAACAUGGAACGGCUGUACCUCUUGGGAGAUUUCGGGGUUCAGAUCCGCGGCCAAUCCGCGACCAUAGGCCCGCUCAAUCUCCGUGACCUCACGUUUGGCGACUGGACCCCGCAAGGGCUUCCUUUCUAUGCCGGAAAUGUGACGUACCACUGUAGCUUCACCACGCCGGCCGACUUUGAACGCGGAACAAGGCUUUUCGUCGAGAUCCCGCGCUUUUGCAGCCCUGUCUUGACGGUCAGCCUGGAUGGCGCAUCGCGUGGUCCCGUCUAUCUGGACCCUCACACGCUCGAACUGGGAAGCGACUUCGGCCCCAGGGAAUCCCACACGCUGGAUGUGACGUGCUUUGGCAACCGCGACAACGCCUUUGGUCCGAUCCACAAGCCGGAAGGCGGUACGAGGUGGAUUGCGGCCAACACGUUCCGCGCCGAGCACGAGAAUUGGACGGAGGAAUACACCAUCAAGAAGAUGGGUGUCCUUCAACGACCCAGGCUGAAGGUUGUCGGCAAGGAAAUCUACCACGUCCAACUGAAUCCGACCAAGACUUGGAUUUUGUAG